ACCACGCGGUAAAGUUGAAACCAUGCUGCUCGCCGCCGUUCUGGUGCUGCUGGUGCUCGGGUGUUUCAUCGCUUUGGCGAUCGUGCGUGAUUUCCAGUGGAGACGAACGGAUGCAUACCGUGCAGCAAACCUCUAUCCCGGAGCACCGAUCCUUCCUUUGAUAGGAAACCUGUGCGAACUCCUGUUUAAAAAUGCCGUGCAAACGUUCGCUUAUGCUCGUGAAAACGCGAACCGUUAUGGUGGAUCCUACAGGCAGUGUUUCAAUGGGAAUAUCAUAUUGAACGUCACUCGUGUCCGCGAAGCCGAAAAGAUCCUGUCCAGCACGCAACACAUCCGGAAGAGUAUACUCUACGGCUUUCUACAUUCGUUGAUGGGGGAUGGGUUGCUAUGCAGCAAGGGGUCGAAAUGGCAACAUCGUCGCCGCAUUCUCACCCCAGCCUUCCACUUCAACAUUCUGCCCAAAUUUCUGGCCAUCUUCCAGGAGGAAAGUGUAAAAUUGGUCAACCAGCUUGAUAGCCAGGCCGAUGGUGUGCAAGAGAUCGUUCUGCAACCAAUCGUGACCAGCUUUGCGCUGCACACAAUAUGUGAAACGGCCAUGGGUGUGAAGCUGGAUGCGUAUGAAGAGGCAGAUGAGUACAAGAAGCGUGUGUACGAGGUCGGUGAGAUGUUGGUUCAUCGCACGAUGUCACCCUGGUUGUACAGUGAUUGGGUAUUUCGGUUUCUCGGUUACGAAGGUCCACUGUCGAGGGCCCUGAAACCGAUUCACCAUUUUACGAGGAGCAUUAUCCGCCAAAGGAGAACAGAAUUCCAUGCCCAACGCCAGUUAGUACAGGAUUCGGAGGAAAACAUGUACUUUGGCUGUAAGGAUCGAUACGCUAUGCUCGAUACGCUACUAACAGCCGAGGCGAAACAGCAAAUUGAUGAGGAAGGUAUUCGCGAAGAGGUGGAUACGUUUAUGUUCGAAGGCCACGAUACGACGGCCGCUGCCAUCAUGUUCACGCUCUUGGUACUCGCGAACGAACCAGAUGUACAGGACCGGUGUUACGCCGAGCUGCGGAACUGCGAUUCUACUCUAGCUCCUCUGACGGUGCAUGACUAUCAACAGCUUCCAUACCUGGACCGUGUGCUGAAGGAAUCUUUGCGUCUCUAUCCACCGGUGGCAUUUAUAUCACGCACGAUAACCGGAGAUCUAACUAUUGAUGAAGCUACGUUUGGCCACAACACUAUCGCUCACAUCCACAUCUACGAUCUGCACCGUGAUCCGAUCCAAUUUCCCGAUCCCGAACGGUUUGAUCCGGAUCGGUUUCUACCGGAGCAUGUAGCAAAACGCAAUCCGUAUGCGUACGUACCAUUCAGUGCGGGCCCGCGGAACUGCAUUGGCCAGAAGUUUGCCCUGCUCGAGAUCAAAACGGUACUGGUGACCCUGCUCAACCACUUCCAGUUAUUGCCGGUAACGCGCCGUGAGGACGUUGUGUUCGCCGCUGAUCUAGUGCUACGCGCCAAGACACCUUUGAUAGUGAAGUUAGUGCGUCGUGCUGCAUGAGCUGGUCAUUUGUACUCUAGUGUAAUCAUCAAAAAAAAAAAAACUUAGAUGGGGCAUCAUCCGUUGUUGGCCAGAAAUCGGUUUUGUCGCUAGAGCACAAUACAGAAAAUGCAAGUUUGUAUCAAUGAAUACCAAUGGGUUCUACC
This is a messenger RNA of Anopheles darlingi, 1689 nucleotides long. Its product is annotated as probable cytochrome P450 4ac1. Gene Ontology annotation, molecular function: oxidoreductase activity, acting on paired donors, with incorporation or reduction of molecular oxygen; heme binding; monooxygenase activity. The record is from RefSeq and is a predicted model, not a curated record. Lineage: Eukaryota; Metazoa; Arthropoda; Insecta; Diptera; Culicidae. Bases 23 to 1543 code for a protein of 506 amino acids. The transcript has 5 exons.